Messenger RNA from Schistocerca nitens (vagrant locust), 886 nucleotides. Its product is annotated as LYR motif-containing protein 2. The transcript is spliced from 3 exons. The record is from RefSeq and is a predicted model, not a curated record. The coding region runs from base 155 to 424 and encodes 89 amino acids. NCBI's taxonomy places the organism in Eukaryota, Metazoa, Arthropoda, Insecta, Orthoptera, Acrididae. Gene Ontology annotation, cellular component: mitochondrion.
UGUUGUGAUGACGCAAGAAUUGUCGUUGGAGGGAGAAUAAAAGCUGUCGUUUUGGAUUGGUUGAAGAUGGAUUUUAUUUGAAAUAAAUGUUCUCUGUUCAUAGUGUUGCUGCGUAAUUCUUUGAUACUUCCCUUACUGUACAUAAUUUCCAACUAUGCCUCCAAAGAUCCCGGCAACAAUGAAUCUUAAACAGUUUAUGCUCCGUCAGAAAGUUCUGAAACUGUAUCGAGACAUAUUACGGGAAAUACGCAGAGUACCGGAUGAAGGAAGUAAAGCAGAACUUCGCCUUUGGGCUAGAAGUGACUUUAGAAAGUACCAAAAUGAGAAAGAUGAGUACGCUAUAAAGAUGCUGAUCUUCAAUGGUGAGAGAUCCUUAAAGGAACUGAAGCAAUCCAUUGAGUUGAGCAGUGCAAAGAAUAAUUAAAAGUAGCAUGUGAUGUUAAUGGCACAUGUUUGCUGUGACUGAACAAUAUAAAACAAUGUGUAAGUAUUUACGUUAGGUACCAUCUUGAAGAUGAAAAUACUCCUUUAUGUGGCUGCUGAUUUGUAGUUUCCAUUCAUUGUUUGACCAAAAAAAGUAAAUUUGUCAUCAACCUAAUUGUUCUAUUUGAAGUCUUCUCUUUUAUUCCACCAUUGUGGGAGCUGGCGCAUGUGUCAACUUAUCUGGAGACAGUGUUUAAUAUGUAAUUCAAACCAUUGUGCAUGCAGGCAGUUUCCACAAAUGCAGAACAUGAACAGAAGUGAAAGUUGUGUGCAAGUGUCAGGGAAAAGCCGUAUAACAACCCAUGUAUGAAACACAUGAGUUUUGUGUUGUGCCAUUGAUGAAGCCAGUGAGCUGUGAAUCAUUUGAGUAUUGUGAAAAUAAAGAGUGAAGUUGAGAUUUUAA